Messenger RNA from Portunus trituberculatus (swimming crab), 8721 nucleotides. RefSeq names its product acetylcholine receptor subunit alpha-like. The transcript has 15 exons. The record is from RefSeq and is a predicted model, not a curated record. The coding region runs from base 823 to 2631 and encodes 602 amino acids. Gene Ontology annotation, biological process: nervous system process; monoatomic ion transmembrane transport; chemical synaptic transmission. Gene Ontology annotation, molecular function: transmembrane signaling receptor activity; acetylcholine-gated monoatomic cation-selective channel activity. NCBI's taxonomy places the organism in Eukaryota, Metazoa, Arthropoda, Malacostraca, Decapoda, Portunidae. Gene Ontology annotation, cellular component: neuron projection; postsynaptic membrane; synapse.
GCAGGUGUCCGCCCCGCGCCGACCACAGCAGGCGGCGUUCCUGGUCUCGCCGGAUUAAUAAAUGCCCUGAAACCAUGAAGUAAAUCACACACCACUCUUGUAUAACUAAAUAGCAUCACACCAUGUAUACAUAUGUGCUGGGAAAUGCAUAUACUGACCCCAUCAUGUAUAUGCAUCAAGGCAGAGCAAUGCAUAUGUUCUAUACAUUUAAAACUCCAAUGAUUAAACACUGCUAAUUAAAAAGAGAGGAUAAGGCUUGUUGUCCUGUCUGGGAGGUCGCCACGGCACCGCCCCCGCCACGGCCUGAGCGGGAACUCCUCACGCCGCCCUGCCUCCCUCGCCAGCCUCCCUCCGUCAGCUGGUGCGCGUGGGCUGACAUUCGUGAUCCGUGUGUGUGUCGCUUUCAUUUGCGUGUGUCUUGUGUCUCGUGUUCGUCUUCCGCGCCGCAGGUGCAAAAAACUCCGGCGGUUCAGGUGUGAGAAACAUUUUGGCGCUGGUGUGAGGGUGAGGUGACAGACAGACACACGCAGCCACACGCCAUGACCUUGAAUGAGGGAGAGAGGAGAGAGCAUCGAGGCAGACCGGGAGAGUAAACCUUCGCCUGUGUCCCUCGCUCUCUUUCUCUCCUCCCUUCACCUCUCACUCCCUGAACUGAACACAUGUUGAGAGAGACAUAACUGUAAAAAUAGAAUAAUGAGGACAUGGUGGAAUUGAUCUGAGUUACCUGUACAUUGGUGUGAACUCCAAGGGGUACGGUAAACUAGUGAAGGCCCCUGUGUGUGCCCCGCCCCUCAGCGCCCCGCCCCGCAGCCCCAGGACAGAAUGCGGGGCUGCCAAAGAGGAAGAAGGGCGCGCGCCUCCUUCAGGUUGCUAAGAUUUCUGGCGGUGGGCGUGGCUCUAGUGCUGGCCCUGUGCCCUGAAGAAGGGACGUGCGGGAACCCAGACGCUAAGAGGCUGUAUGAUGACCUACUGUCCAACUACAACAAGCUAGUGCGGCCGGUCAUCAACGUUUCCGACCCCCUGGUGGUGAAGAUCAAGCUUAAACUCUCUCAGCUCAUUGAUGUGAAUCUGAAAAACCAAAUCAUGACGACCAACUUGUGGGUGGAACAGUUCUGGUACGACUACAAGCUGAAGUGGGAUCCAGAAGAGUACGGCGGUGUGUUGAUGUUGCACGUGCCCUCCGACCACGUGUGGCGGCCUGACAUCGUACUAUAUAACAAUGCUGAUGGUAACUUCGAGGUGACGCUGUCCACGAAGGCGACCCUACAUUACGAUGGCCUGGUGGAGUGGAAGCCCCCAGCCAUCUACAAGUCUUCGUGUGAGAUUGACGUGGAGUUUUUCCCCUUCGAUGAGCAAACCUGUGUUAUGAAGUUUGGCUCUUGGACCUAUGAUGGAUUCCAGGUAGACCUUCGACACAUAGACGAGAAGAAGGACAACCCCGUGGUGGAGAUUGGUGUUGAUCUGACCGAGUUUUACACCUCUGUGGAGUGGGACAUUCUUGCGGUGCCGGCCAUCAGGAACGAGAAGUACUACACGUGUUGCAACGAGCCUUACCUGGACAUCACCUUCAACAUCACCAUGAGACGCAAGACGCUCUUCUACACCGUCAACCUCAUCAUCCCCUGCAUGGGCAUCUCUUUCCUCACAGUGCUCGUCUUUUACCUCCCCUCUGACUCCGGCGAGAAGGUGAGUCUGUCCAUCAGCAUCCUCCUCUCCCUCACCGUGUUCUUCUUGCUGUUAGCUGAGAUUAUUCCGCCGACGUCCUUGGUGGUGCCGCUACUCGGGAAAUUCGUGUUAUUUACUAUGAUAUUAGACACGUUAAGCAUAUGUGUGACGGUGGUGGUCCUCAACGUGCACUUCCGCUCGCCGCAGACCCACUCGAUGGCGCCGUGGGUCCGGAGGGUUUUCAUCCACAUCCUGCCACGCCUGCUGGUCAUGCGGCGCCCUCAGUACCAGAUGGAUCGACACCGCACCCUCAGAAGCCUCUUCGCCAAGACCAAGGCCGGCAUGCUUCGUUCCUGCAAUGGCGGGGACAUGAGGGAUGCCUGCAACUACUACUCCUCCGAGUCCUUCCAGGAUUCACGAGAAAACUCCUUCAGAAGCCAGCAGGAGCUGAGGGACGCCAUCCGGGAGGGACUCAUCUACAUGGACAUGGCCGGCAGCAGACCGCGCUCUCCACACAGCGAGUACUCCCCAAGCCGUGACAUCGAGGCUCUGGGCAUCAAUGGCGGCUGCAAAAUCCAUGGGCCCGCAGUGCUGGCGGACGACCUCGGUGUGGGGCUUAACGGCAAUGUGGGGUCACCAGGCCGGGGCACCACAGACAAUGGCAGCACACAGUACUGCCCCGAGGUGAUGAAGGCCUUUGAGGGUGUCAAGUUCAUCGCAGAGCAUACUCGGCGGGAGGAGGAGUCCUGCAAGGUCAAAGAGGACUGGAAAUACGUGGCCAUGGUGCUUGACCGCCUGUUCCUGUGGAUCUUUACGCUGGCAGUGUUGCUAGGCACAGCUGGCAUCAUCCUGCAGGCACCCACCCUGUACGACGACCGCAUCCCCAUCGACAUCCUUUACUCCGAGAUUGUGGCGGCCGGUGACCACGGCACCAAGAACACCCCCAACCCUGCCAACGUGACCUGAGUCCACCUACCGUUCUCCACCGACACCAACACCACCACCUUCCAACUCACACCCAACUCUCUCCAUGAACUCUCCAGCACCGCACACCCCAAGCCAUCAGACCCAACGAGCUUCAACCAUUUGACUCCAGCACAGUGACAAAGCUGGCCUGCUUGAUGCCUGAAGAUGGGAGCAACCCAGCCAGUCACUGACAGUGUCUGGGAGUGUGUGGCACAGGAGAGAGAGAAAUGCCAGGAGAGGCUGAAUCACUGCUCCCCACAGUUGUUUGGGUCAUCAGUGAUCACUAAAGCUCAGGCUUGUGUUCUUGCAUGAACAGUAGAGUUGCGUCUUGGCCACAGUGGUCUUCAAGCUCAACCAUUGAAGGACUUCUUGAGGGAGUGCUGGUGAUGGUACAGUAGUUUCCUUAUAACUGGUUGUAAAGUUGCUCAAAGACAGUGACAGAUAGUGUGGAAAUGCAGAAAACUUGUCAGCCGUGCAAAAAAAUAGACUGAGUCACCAGAACUGAGAAAAGUCAUGUUUGUGAAAACUUGUGCAAAUAUAUAAGAAAGUAUUUACAGCUUUUGUAUCCGAUUUAUUUAAAUGAGUUUAGUGUGCAUGUGUGAGUGAAAGUGCAUAUAUGCAGGCAUGAUUUAUUCAUAGAGCUGCUAAUGAGUUUGCAUACCAGUAAGUGAAAUCCUGAGUGCACAAAUACUGCCUGAAGGACAGUGAUGCUGGUGUGGCAUGCCAUGCCACUGGCUCGACGGUCCCACAACUCUUGGUCUUAGCAGUGAGCCGGUGUGCUCAUAAUGUAGAAGAUGGUCCACAUUUUCUAUGAAAGUAUGCAUUAUAUUUAUAGAAAAAAAACUUUGGUGUAGGCAUAGAUAUGCAUAUAUCAAUUUUAUAUUUAUAUACAUGGUAUAAGGUCUGCCAGCAAGCCACUGUAGUGUCCCCAGGGACCACAAGUCAGUGAGUCAUAAGGGCUGCAGCUUGUGUCUGGUGCACCAGUUUGCCACACAAGUUGGUCGCCAGUCAGACAUCAUUGUGCUGGUUGGAAAUGCCAAAGACUGUUGUAUGUUGCCAUAUCAGCAACACAACUCGGUGUCAUGUGGUUGCCAGCCAUCUGCACCACACUCACAGAAGAUCCGACACGACACCCCUCCAUACUGCCAGCCUGUCUCCUCACCCUCAGCUACUGUGUGUCCUCCAGUGAAUCAGUGUCACCCUGAGGGGUCACACCCUCCCCUGCCACCCUGUCUUGCUCUGCCUGAUGGGCAGGGAGGCAUCACUCCCAUGCCAAGGCAUCAUGGCAUCACUCACCCAUGGUUGUGUAUGUUAGGUUUACGGGACUGGCUUUCAACGGACAAAUAUUACAUCUGGGGAAAAGUACAAUAAAUUGCAAUCAUCUGUAGUUAAAAUUAAGUGCUUUGCAGACAAAGUGCAAAUAUUGUUACUUAAUUGUAUAAUGUAUUUAUUACAGAGAACAAUUAUGUAAUUUGCAUAGAACUUAGUUUGGAAUGCUAUCUGAGAGGAGUGUGUGAGUCAAGGGACAGCAGGUCGCACUUAGUGGCCUACCAAUACAAUGCUUCAUGCAAAGAAGAUUUUCACGAAAUCAACUCCCAAAAAAAGAUUAAUGAUUGGUCUUUUGAGAGACAUAUUGGUGUACAUAAUUACAUACUUUUCUUAAAUGCAUCCUGUUACCUUGGACAUUAAAUCCAACCCUGCUGAAGCCUGCAGCCUCAUUGUUUUCUCCUUACUACAAACACAACACAGCACAGCAAGUGUGUGCAACAUGACGGACAUGACAGACUGUGGCGUGGUGUGGCGUGUGACUGCCUGUAGCUUGUGGCUGCAGAGGUUGAGAAGCUCACAGCUGUGAGGAGGUUGAUCAACAGGAGACAAGGGUCAGGCCAGACUUCUUUCACCAUUCUACAUCAUUGUUUUGGCAACCUUCUCUAUACAAACACUUGCAUCAUUCCAGCCUCUGCUGCCCCACAGUGUCAUUACAACAGUACAAUCAUUUCAGUUUUUCUCUUCUUGACUUUCCUAUGACAAGAAUAUUUUUAUGAAAAAUGCCCAAAGCAAUCACAAAGACAUGACCUGUGGCAGUAAUAACAAAGAAGUAGAAGAUUCUCUUGCACUUUGAGUAUUAGCAGCAGCAGCUAUAAUUAACUAAAUCAGUUACCAAGCUCCAGACACAAUGCUGCUUACCAGUCACGGCCAUCAGCCACCACACAAGGACAUUCAGCCACAGUCUGACAUUCUGCCUUUCUUCACUCUGAAAAUUAUCUUGCAUCUUUCCCUCUGCCUUCUUGUAACAAAUCACUGUUAGACUAUGAGAAGGUUUUGUUACAAAGUUGGAAGUCAAAUAAGUUUUCAAACAAGUCUCUUAGAUGAAUAUGAUCUUCAUAAAACUACACUUAAUUAAUGAUUGACAUAAUUCAUUAUAAUCAUUUGCUACACAUCUGCCACUUGAAUUUCCUUCAGCCCAAACAAGUAUGUCAGUCAUCACACACAACACAAUUACUAACACUAAAACAAAGUAGGAGAGGUUGUAUGUUACAUAGACAUAUUAGAUUGUACCAAAGUUUCACUACUCCUGAGCAUUCCAAACACACUGUGAUCACUGUUGUUGUAGCAAAGUCUGAAGUUUAGUGUAUCCAUUAAUCAGGCCGGACUGGUGCUACUCCUAAUGUUGCUGCUGCUGCUGCUGCAGUGGACAUGACACUUGUUAAGACAAGUAAUGGUUCAUGAGUGCGCAUGCACACACAUACACGCACACACGCACGCACAUGCACACGUGCGCACACACACACACACACACACACACACACACACACACACACACACACACACACACACAUGCAGACGACCGAGGUGAAUUACACACACACAGUGUGUGGCGAUGCCUGUAUAGUUUUGCCGGGUGGUCUGCCGUCUCGAGAUAAUGUAAUCACUUCCUAGUUGAUCGCCUCAUGUAGGAGUUAGUCAGAGUCAAAUCCAAGACAGUUGCUCAAAGAAUCACAGACCUAAAAAUUUUGUAAGGAAGUCAAAUCAAAAUGCAUGUUUCAGUGUUGCAUGUAGGAAGCCAUGUAAGAUAGUGACCGUGCAUUAGCAGAAAUGCAAAUUACAACUUGUGUACCAUGAAAAAUAGAAACCAAAAAGAAAACAAUUGUCUAGUCCUCCUUUAGCAGUGAAGUGUGGGACGUGUCAGUGGGUGAACACCUCACUGCACCAGUGUGUGUCUGGCACUCACCAGCUACAUGUAGUGACGAUGGUUCCACAGACAUACCUCAACUUUUCUUCCCUUCAAGCUGCUUCCCACAGCAAUGUGUGAGCCAGAUUUGCUGGGCAAUGGAUGCCAGCACAUACACACAAUCCUCACGUGCAUAGAAACCUUGUCUCUGCAACCCUUGCUGGCUGGCAGGAGGUGUGGCACUCGGCUUGGCAGACGGAGACUUUGUUGAGCGAGGCAACAAUUUAAGCAACACACAGAUCAUUAAAUGUCAACAAAAUGAGGUAAUGCAGGAAUAAGAAAAGUUUGGAGAAGAAAGAGGUAUUACUAUGAGGACUUCCAGCAUAAUACUCAGUUUGUUGUUGUAACUGUUGCCUCAGAAAUAGCACAAAUUAACACUGAUGCAGGCUGCUUUAACCUGACGCUGUACAUAGUGUUAGUGCAGCUGCUGCCGCCUCACAGCUACAUACACUGUCUGGCCACAGAUACUCAAAGCUGUCACUGGAGCUCUCCAAGAGGCAGUGGCCAGCUAACACCUACACUGGUGACACUCAGUGCACACCGCACACCACAAUGGGGAAACACCGACUUAUUUCAUGAUUUUCUCUGAGGCAAGCGUCAUGUAGCGUUGGUCUGAAGGAAGCGGUCAUUAGUGUCGGGGAGUGACUGGCGCUCCUCACACCGGUCUGGCUGUCAGGAUGGCUUGGUGCAAUGGUCACUUGUAUUUUAUGUACAUAGGUCCUGUCCUCCAUGAACAAUUCUUUGGAUUUGAUAUAUUCCUAUUUAAGCUUUUUGUCAGGUAUUACUACCACACUGUAGCAAAGGCUGCAAGAUUUAGCUAUUUUUCAAUAAUAUAGUAUUUGUAACUUUGUAUCAGGGUAGGUCAGACUCAUGUUAUAUUGGUAAUUUUACCUAGGAAAGAAGGCAUGAAAAUGCCCUCUAGUGUAACAAUUGAUCCAAACCUUGACAAAGAAAAGAGUGACGGCAGCCAGCAGUGUGCCCAUCACGCCUCAUACGGUGGCUGACACAACACGUACGUACAACAAAUGGGCCACGACAACCCUCACAGGGUGGACAGUGACGAACCUAACCCCACUCACCAAUCCCCAAUCCAAUUCACUGCUUCACCAAAGCUUCAGCAACCCUGUACUUGUACCUUCCCGUCCUUUGUAUACUCAUAACCUGCCUGUCCUGCCUCACACCUAUGUCAGCCACACACUGCAGGGCAGAUUGAGAGGCAAACACUGUCACACAGAUUAAAUUCACUCUAUACUUAUAUACAAAAUGGGAUGUAGAAAAUAUUUUUGAAUAAAUCUGGCUGAAUUGAGUAAUUAAUACAAUUAAUAUAGUAGCCUUCUGUAUAGAAUUCCUGAGCACAAAGAUGAAAUAUAACAAGAUGUUUCAAGUUAGAGAUGGAAAAUUCUUAAAUUUGAUACAAAAGCCAUCCAUAAAGAACUUAUAAAAGCAAAAUUGUCAAUUGAUGAUUUUUUCUAUAUUUUUUAUAUACAAGAGGGAAGGCUGUCAAGGGCAACAAAAUGUUAGAAAAAAAAAAAGCCUACUGGAACUGCAGGUCCCUUAAAAAGUUAAAAAAGUCAUCCAAAAGCCAGGGACAAAUGUCAUGACACCUCUCUCUUAAAAGAAGUCAUAGGAAGAUGGAAAUACAUGAAUUAACUAACUUUCUAUUUGACAUUACUAAGAAGCACAAAAAAUGUAAAGUUUUGUUUGACAAGUAGUGACAUUAACAGAUACAUGCAGGUCAACAUGCACUUCAUGAAGAGUGCAAUGUUAGAAGCUCAACAAUGUGAAAUCUUUAAAGCAAGUCCUGUCCUGUCCUGUCCUGCCUGAAGAAGACUUAAGCACAUUCAGCAAGACCUUCAUACACUCACUCACUCACUCACAUUCACUUUGAUCUUGUGGCACCAAGCAAUGACCUCAAAUUUCAAAAUAUUGAAAAACAUUUCAAAUUUUGUUUGAAAAGGAAAAUGUAUGACUGAUGAAAACAAGGUGUAAUUCUGAUGAAAUGUGCAAUUCUGAUGAUAUGUGUAAUUUUCAUAAAAAUGUGCAAUUCUAGAAAGAAUAAAGUGCAAUUUUGAUGAUAAAAAGAAAACUGCAAGUCUGAUGAAGCAUUUUUCCCACGGAAAGUGAAAGCUCUACACCUGACCUUGCAUUUCCACUCAGAACCAGCACCUGGUGAGGCAGCACCACAACAAUCACCCUCAGCCUGCAGCACUGCCCUGCUGCCCAGGAUGCGGCGCCAGGCUGCCGGCCGGGAUGUGUCCGGGCAGGUGCUGCAGCCGAGGUCACUCCUGCGGGUCUUGAAUUGCUACCGGCAGCUCUUAGUGUAUCUGUAACAAAGUUUAUUUUUCCUCAUAUUGUAUCAUUACUGCUGUACGUCAGAUCAUUUUAUCUUUUUCAUGUUCUUACACUGUUCUUACAUUACUUUUUUGCUACUGUAAUUUCCUGCUGUUAUCAUAUUAUAAAGUAUAUAAUGCAAGGUUAAAGUUUUAUAAGCUGACAAUAAAACUUUUGUUCACCAUCAGUUUCAUAAGAUUAAGGUUUGGCAUGAGGGACCAUCGAAGAUUUCGAUGUUUUGUUUAAAUAAUGAAGUAUUUUACUGAGAAUCAAGUGGUGUCAGCAGGCCAACCCCACCCAGCCCCUGAAUACUCUGCUUGGCACAGUGUGUUUGCAGCAAUGCUGGAGGAGCACGGGCAAGGCAGAGGCGUGUGAGGCUCCCUGCUGGGCCUGGCGUGAAGGGUUCCCCCAUCAUGCCCACCACUGCUCUCACUACCAAUACGAGUGUAAUUUUUAUUGCUUUAUCUAAUAUGUUGAAAUUUCUAGAUGUCUUGUGAAUAUUGUUAAUUAAAGAAACUAUCCCAUUU